AUGGCUUCAAAAUGAUUUGUUUACUUCCGUCAUUUAGUUAAAUUUCGAAAUAUAUAUUAAAAACAACGUAAUUUGGUUUGAAAUGCAGAUCGCUAGAACGAAAUGAUGUAUAAUGUUGAUGUCCGAAGACUGUUUAUUACCAUAUAUACUAUUACGUUUGUAUCAUGCGGUUUAGAACAAGACAACGAUGUAACAAAUUUAAGUGACUCAAAUGGAAUAAAUGUGAUUUUAUUUUGUGCUGUUUGUCUUGCCUUCCUGGUAGCCUUAGUGCUGACUGUAGUAUCAUGUGGUGGUUGUGAAGAUAUGAGUGGAGACGUUGCCUCCGAAAGCCAUCCAGCAUGUGGCAAACAAAGUAACAAUUACAGUACAGUAGUAACGGAUGCUAACACUUCCGUACUUAUGUCGUCCCAUACUAUGGGUGAUAGUGCAAAUGGUUCAAUAAUUCCACCACAGAACUUACCUUAUUCUUUACACCCAGCAUCUACCCAAGGGUUCACGGGAUACCAGAGUAGUAGUACUACUGCAUCAGCACCACAAGACGAGCCGCCACCUCCUUCGUAUGAACAAGCCAAUAGACAAAGUGGUCUUGCUGGAUAUGGUUAUUGAUAGGGGGUGUUUAUUUUGUCUUUGAAACAAUUUCACUGUGAUAAUUUUGUUUAAUACCUUUUUUAUUCAGAGCUUACAUGUUUAUGAAUUAAUCAAUGACAUACCACAUACAUGUACAAGUUAGGACAUAGUUCUUUCCGGCUAGACUAUGAAAAAAAACAACACAUUGGCAUAUUUCAUGAAUGAUUGAUAAACUGAAGUAUAUUUCCUGUUGUAAUAAGAGAAUAUAAUACAGAUUAGAAAAUUAAUAUGGUUUGAUUUUCCAGAAGUUAUAAAUAUUAAUCAUAAUCAAAAAGGAUUAAUUGUAAGACGAGAAGAAAUUUUAAAGAAGAAUAUCAUUUGUCUUCCUACAGCGCUCACAUUACCCAUCCAAAUUAUUCUUUCUUAAUUGUUUAUGUAAAAUGGGGAUUUAUUUGACCUAACACAUUCAGUUGUUACAAUACAUAUGCAUGUCUUUACCUAGAAGGUUUGUUGAUUUACAUGACAAUAUAGUGCGUUGUUUCCUCGUUCUCCUGUGUUACACAAUGUUAUUAAGCUGUUUUUUUACAAUUAGCAACAUUAUAUUUUAUUGUUUGUAUUUACCGAGUCAUAACAAGUUAUACUUUAAUACAGUAUAUAUAUUUAUGCCAUCCAUUUAGUUAUUUAUUAUAUGAAUUAAAUGAUAAAACAGA
Messenger RNA from Mytilus californianus (California mussel), 1277 nucleotides. RefSeq lists its product as uncharacterized. Lineage: Eukaryota; Metazoa; Mollusca; Bivalvia; Mytilida; Mytilidae. The transcript has 3 exons. The coding region runs from base 103 to 606 and encodes 167 amino acids. The record is from RefSeq and is a predicted model, not a curated record.